This is a messenger RNA of Brachypodium distachyon (stiff brome), 2208 nucleotides long. Its product is annotated as protein ALP1-like. Bases 1342 to 2145 code for a protein of 267 amino acids. NCBI's taxonomy places the organism in Eukaryota, Viridiplantae, Streptophyta, Magnoliopsida, Poales, Poaceae. The transcript is spliced from 5 exons. The record is from RefSeq and is a predicted model, not a curated record.
CACCGAGAUCCCUCGUGAUUUCCUCGCCACGAACGAAAAAAACACCCGUAGACAGGAAAAGAAACGCCUCCCUCUCCCUCGACCCUCCUUCUCUUGCGCCGCCACCACUUGCUGGCUUCCUCUCUCCGACGUUGUCCCGAUUUGCCGCCGUCGCCUGUCCCUCUCCUACCACUCCGCCCCCAGUGCCGCCUCCUUUCCCCGUCGCCGCCUCCUCCCGGCGAACCGCAGCCCUCCAGAUCGGCGCCGCCCCAUCUUCUCCUCGCUAUUCUCCUGGCGCCGCUGAAGCCCUUCGCCUGCCCCGCCGGCGCCGCUGCUCCUACCCCGCCGAACCUUGGCCUCCAUCUCCACCACUCUUCCCAUGAAGCGAAGCAUGUGGUAGCGUGGAGGAAGGAGUUCAUGGACGGAGAGGUCGCGUGUGCGAUCGCCGAGGAAGAUCCAGCCAUCGCUUGGGAAGGAUGGUGGUGGUUGUUGUUGUGCGUGCGUCUAGCUUGUCGAGGAUCAGGAUUAGCAUCUCGUCAGAUGACUGUUUGUUCAAAGCACACUAUUUCCGUUUUCAGUGCAGGAAGGCAUAGGGAGAAGCUACAGAAGGUACUUCAGAAUUUUCAGAUGUUCCCUAGGAUAUAUGAAGAGGGUACAUGCUAGCCUAUCGGUUUUCAGUAGUCAGUUUUUUCAGAUGUUAUAUGAUUAUUUCCAUGUUCAUAUUCCUGCAGUUGAGCGUGAUCCUGUUUGUGCCGCUGGAUAACCUCUAUACAUAGAGAAGGGCUACAAUAUAUUUAGUGGUAAGAGCUGCGCAGGAUUAUUGGCUAUUGUGAGGAGGUUGGCAACAAGCAUGGCCUACAUUCCUCGCAAAAAAAAAAACAAGCAUGGCCUACAUGGAUCAGUAUCCUUCAUAUCCUUCAGAUGUCAUCGGAUAGCGAGAGCGAUGGAAGCAAUGACGAUGAGGAAGAGAUGAUUUUUUAUAAUCAUGUUCAAGCUCUGACUGCUAUUUACCAUGUUGCGGCAAACAUUGCUGUGAAUUAUUCUAGAACCUAUCUCGAUAAGGCGGAUCCAAAGACCUCUAUAUUUCAGCGGGAUGGGUUGGUUGAAGGAGACACUAUCAACACCUGGAGAGACCUAUAGGAUGUUGCGUUUGAACAAUCACGCCUUCUUUGGCCUGCAUGACUUGCUGGUGAGAAAAUAUGGUCUAACCGCAUCCAUACAUGUGAGUAGUCACGAGUCGCUCGCGAUUUUCCUUUGGUUCUUGGUGGAUGUGAAUCAAACCGGAAAACACAAAAUAGGUUCAAGCACUCAGGUGAGACCAUUAGCAGGAAGUUUGAUGAGGUUCUUCAUUGUGUCGUAAAGAUGGCGACUCACUAUUUGAGACCAAAGGACCCAAAUUUCCGUGUUGGCCAUAAGAGGAUUAGAGGUGACAAAAGGGCUUAUCCGCACCUUAAGGAUUGUAUCGAUGCACUAGAUGGUACUCAUAUUCGUGCAUCACUUCCUGCUGAUCAACAAGUGAGAUACAUUGGAAGGUCGGGCACCGCAUCUCAGAACGUGUUGGCUAUUUGUGAUUUUGAUAUGCGCUUCAUUUACGCAUCUAUUGGACAGCCGGGUGCUAUGCAUGAUACAAGUGUGCUAUACCAUGCCAAAAGAGUGGACCACGACAUCUUCCCGCAUCCUCCGAAAGGUAAGUACUAUCUAGUUGACGCCGGUUACCCUAAUCGGCCAGGGUACCUUGCUCCAUACAAGGGUGAGAGAUAUCAUGUCCCUGAUUUUCAUAGAGGUGCGGAGCCAUCUACUCCAAAGGAAAAGUUCAAUAGGGUGCAUUCAGCUGUUCGUAAUGUCAUCGAGAGGUCUUUCGGCGUGCUGAAAAUGAAGUGGCGCAUAUUGUUAAAGAUGCCUAAUUAUUCCAUGGAUAAGCAAAAGUUGAUUGUGGCGGCUUCCAUGGUGCUUCACAACUAUGUGCGCGAGCACCAAAGUGGGGAUCGGCAUUUCAGUAGGUGUGAUCGAGACCCAAAUUAUGAGCCAACAAUUCCAGAAAGGUAUCAAAAGUAUGCAAUUUCUCAAAGUGCAUCCGAUGGGUCAACACCGGAGUUGAAUGAUACAUCUAUGGAUUCUUUCCGCAACUUCAACAAGCUCGCGACCGAUAUUUCUCUAGGUUGGUAAUACAUCAUGAAAUUUGACGUGAUAAAAGAUGAAUAUUUCUGUAGUGUGGUUAUUGGACUAUGU